Molecule: messenger RNA, 2950 nt
Organism: Dothidotthia symphoricarpi CBS 119687
Lineage: Eukaryota; Fungi; Ascomycota; Dothideomycetes; Pleosporales; Dothidotthiaceae
Exons: 4
Coding region: 238-2868 (876 amino acids)
Biological process (GO): positive regulation of transcription from RNA polymerase II promoter by galactose; DNA-templated transcription
Cellular component (GO): nucleus
Molecular function (GO): zinc ion binding; RNA polymerase II cis-regulatory region sequence-specific DNA binding; DNA-binding transcription factor activity, RNA polymerase II-specific
Source: RefSeq, a predicted model, not a curated record
AACUCCAAACCCCAAAGGCGUGGGAACCAGGCGUUUCCGUUGAUCCUCAUUUGCCAAUGCAAAUCGCCGGUGUAGGACCGUUCUCGCGUCAUCUUUGAGGGGAAAUUUCAGUACCGGCCACCAUUGUGCUAUUCUCUGCAGCUUCAAUCAAUCUCGUCCUCAUCCGAACCCUCAUCCGAUAGCCAUCGUUACGAGAGUGAUACACGUGAUUAUAUCGUGUUGGACAACAAGCUAAGCAUGACCAGACCUAAAGUCCCUCCUGAACAACGGCAGCGUACUGCCCAGGCCUGUGAGAGUUGUAAACGAAGGAAACAGAAGUGCAAUGGUGCCUGCCCAUGCAACACAUGUGAAAAGCGAAAAUUCACCUGCAUCUAUGCGGAUCGAGAAGCUACUUCACCCAAUGAAGAUAGACCGCCCACCAAAAGACGCGCAAUUGAAGACGGUGGAAGUGACAGCCCAUUUGUUAAUGGCGAUUCGUCAUACAAUACACCCAGCAAUGGUUACAGUCAUGCAUCACCGCUAACACCAAGACGUCAAUCCCCAAUUCAACAACACACAACCCUCGGCACGCAAGGGAUUCACCCAAUUCCGGCAAGCCCUGGUGAGACUCCGUACAAGCCAUCCGAGCCAAGGUCGACUGUAGAGUUUGUGGGUGGUCCGAUAUUACAGCUACCGACAAGCCAUGUAAACGUCGGCCAGCACCCGAGGGGACCAUCCCGUGGCAGCACUGUUCAAAGCGGGCCAGAUGAAGAAGCCGUCAUCUACACUCAGAGUCGAAUGCUUCAAGACCCAACAGGCAGAGUACUGUAUGUAGGAGACUCGGCGACGCUGUCCUUUCUGCAACUACUUCGGAUGAUGGUGGAAACUGUAGUCGGACCUUCGCCUUUCACAAACGACCCUCGACGGCAUAAGAUAGUCGAAGGACAAUUUUCACUUCCACCAGGUUUCCAGCACACAAACCUCCUACCAGAUUUGCAAACCGCUCACGUGCUGGUGGAUGCUUUCUUCAUCAACACACAUGGACUGCUACAAGUCUUCGACCGCGAUCGCUUUCUGGGCGAGCUGGAAAGGUGUUAUUCGGAUCCACUCUCAGUAGAGCCUCCUUUUCUCUGCCUACUGAAUCUCGUCUUCGCCAUUGGACUCACCAUGGCAACACCCCUUUCAGGAAGCCCUGAAGCUCUUGUGAUUGAGAAGCUUAGAAGCGAGCAUCUCGACAGAGCAGAGGUCUUCUAUUUGAACGCCAAGAGGCUGGAUGACCCAAUGACAGGGUUAGAAGAUCAAGACUUUUGGUCUGUACAAGCCCUACUGCUUAUGGCUGUAUACAUGCUUGCCAAAUCUAAACGCAAUACAGCAUUUGCGCUGCUCGGUAUGGCAGCCCGGUCUGCUCAUGCUCUUGGACUUCACAGAGAGGAGACGAUGGUAAUCUUCAGUCCAGAAGAGCAGGCACAACGGAAAAACUUAUGGCGGUCAAUCUUUGUCAUUGACCGGCUUCUUUCAUGCUCGUUGGGACGGCCCACCGCGAUAUCAGAAGACGAUUGCUCAGGCGACGUGCUCCAUCCAGACCAGUCCUUUGAUAUCAAUGCGGUCACAACAGCCGACUUCAACCAGACUGGAUCUUGCGCAUUGGAGGCUGCUGUGCGCAGCUGCUCAGUGAUUGGUGUUAUCCUACGCAAAGUCUACCAACAACGAAAGAUUAGCACUCGUCUAGCCCAGGAAAUUGCAGAUGUAUGCAAAUCGUGGCCUCGUUCUCUUCCUUCAAUCUUGCACUGGCGGCAAGCUGCAAACGCCUCACCAAGUCAAGGCAUCGCCCUUCUCCAUGUUAACCUGUUCUAUUGUCAUUCUAUCAUCCUACUCACACGGCCCUUCUUCCUGUACAUCCUCAAUCUCGAAACGCAACGACAAUUCAACAAUCAAACCGGAUCUAGAGGACCAAGGCCCUACUUACGCAUGGAGAAAUUUAGUGAAGCCUGUGUCAUUGCAUCCACGCACACCAUCCUACUCGUUCAAAACGCCUUUGAUGCCGGUCACCUAUCCCGACGCAACCCCGCUGUAAUAUAUUUCCUCUUCGCCGCCACGCUAGUCAUCCUCGCGAACGAGUUCGCUGGGUUAUACAAGAUCGAAGUAGCUGACGCAUGUAUCAUCAACGCCGUCAAUAUCAUGACUUACUGCGGCGAGAGCGACCAACAAGCAAAUCGCCUAGUCUACAUCAUCAGCUCCUUUCGCGACGUCGUCACACAGCAGCGUAUGCGAAGGAAACAGAACCAUGCAGACAACAACAAACUACCCAGCAUCUCAUCGCAACUCUACGGCGCCCCAUUGUCGUCUCAACACCCGCAGCAGCAACAGCCGCAGCAACAGCAACACCAACCCCCUAACACGGGCGGUCUACCAAAUGUAACGGACCCCAUGAACGCUACACCACGUCUACACCAGGUGCCCAUACACAUCUACCCUGGCAUGCAAACCCUCCCUUUCAGCGACCCCACAUCCGCGUUCCAACAACAACAGCAACAACAACAAUCUCAACAUCAACCCACACACCCACCAGACUUCCGCGUUCAUCUAUCACCUAUCCAAGACACCCUCUCUGCAAUGCCCUCACACCCACCGCCGCUAACGCCCUCCCUGUCUACCAUGCUCGAUAUGUCCGCCCUCGACGCAACGCGCGUGCCGAGCUUGCACUCGGAGGAGAGCGGCCAAGACGAGCAGUUUGAGUUUGACGCGCUCUGGGCAUGGCCAAGCAACACACCUGCGAUGGGGAGUCCCAGGGCAGAGGGCGUUAUUGGCGAGAGAGUUCAGGGGAUUAGCGACAGUGCGGUGCCUAUGUUUGGGGUGGCGCAUGGGGGCUUGCAUGGGCGGGAGGCGUAGUCGGAGACCUGGGAUGGAGAUUGGUGGUAAUGGGUGGGUAUAAAAUGUAAUGAAAUAGAUGGGUAUGGAAGAGGAAUUGCAU